Molecule: messenger RNA, 6720 nt
Organism: Drosophila virilis
Lineage: Eukaryota; Metazoa; Arthropoda; Insecta; Diptera; Drosophilidae
Gene: PolQ
Product: DNA polymerase theta
Biological process (GO): double-strand break repair via alternative nonhomologous end joining; DNA-templated DNA replication
Molecular function (GO): DNA binding; ATP binding; DNA-directed DNA polymerase activity
Source: RefSeq, a predicted model, not a curated record
UUGUUUAUUUAUUUGUAGUUUAAUUAAAUUGUAUCAUAAUAGUUUAUUUAAUAACAAUUAUCAAAUGAUGGCAUUUUCACAAUCUUUUGAGUUUGGCGACAGUACGUUCAUGAAACUGGAAAACGAUUUAAAAGCAAAACAAGAAGCAAAUGCCUUGGAAAUUAUCCAAGAAUCGCCGCCAAAAUUUCAAACAAAAUCUCAGCGUAUUUACACUCAGUCCAACACAAACAGAUCGAAUGCAUCCCAGCGCCAGCAAUUCCGACGCAGCAAAUCCGAUUCCAAGUUGGGACGAAGCACGGCAAUUAACUCGCAGUUCUUCAAGGACGAUUUUUCGUAUGAUAAAAAAAACCAGGAAGAAGCGGUUUCUCCGUGUGAGUCCCUGAUGCGUGUCUCACAAAUCCAGGCGAAUUUGGAUGCGGGUACUGAAGUGCUUGAAGGCAGCUACGAGAAUCUCAACACGACGUCCGUUUUUGAGGCACAAAUCUGCACUGAAGAUGUCUUCGGCACGGAAACGGAAACCGAGCCUGUGCCGAGUAGAAGUGAUUCCCCCAUUGAAUUGGCCAAUCUCGAUGAGAGCAGCUUCCUGGGACCAGCGGCUAAAGAUGCGCAGGCGUCCCAUCAUCUGCAGCAGGAUCUCAUGCGCAGUCGCUGCGAACUGGCCAAACAGAGUCUCACUCAGACGCAGAAGCUGACCCAGAACCUGAGCAGCAUGUCGCCCAAUCAGCUGCGCCUAUCCCCGAACAGUCCAAACAGUCCCAUGCGCACGGAGCAGUUGCCACCAGCGCCCGCUCUUAAGCUAAUCUCCUCGUGGAAUCUGCCGCACAGCGUGCUCGGCGAGUACAAGAAGAAGGGCGUAGUCCGCAUGUUUGACUGGCAGGUCGAGUGCCUCAGCAAGCCGAGCGUGCUCUUCGAGCAUCGCAACCUGGUCUAUUCGGCUCCUACGUCCGCGGGCAAGACGCUCGUCAGCGAGAUCCUCCUCCUAAAGACCGUGCUGGAACGCCGGAAGAAGGUGCUGCUUAUACUGCCGUUCAUAUCGGUGGUGCGCGAGAAGAUGUUCUACCUGCAGGAUCUGCUCACGCCCGCCGGCUACCGUGUGGAGGGUUUCUUUGGGGGCUACACGCCGCCCGGCGGCUUCGAAAGCAUCCACGUGGCCAUCUGCACGAUCGAGAAGGCCAAUUCGAUUGUCAACAAGCUGCUGGAGCAGGCCAAACUGGAUGAACUGGGCACCGUGAUCGUUGACGAGGUGCACCUGAUCUCCGAUCCAGGACGCGGUUACAUCCUCGAGCUGCUGCUCGCCAAGAUUCUGUACAUGUCGCGCAGGCAGGCGCUGCAAAUCCAGGUGAUCACCAUGUCCGCUACGUUGGCCAACGUGGAGCUGCUGCAGCGCUGGCUCAGCGCCGAGCUCUACGUGACCGACUAUCGCCCGGUGGCGCUGCAGGAGAUGAUCAAGGUGGGCACCAAGAUCUAUGACAAUCAGCUGCGUUUUCUGCGAGAUGUCAGCCGCAACGCGGAGCUCCCCGGAUUGGCCAACGACAGCGACCAGGUGGCGCAGCUGUGCAUCGAGACGCUGCUGGAGGGCUGCUCCGUUGUCGUCUUUUGUCCCUCCAAAGAUUGGUGCGAGAACCUGGCCGUGCAGCUGGCCACGGCGAUGCACGCGCUUAUCAAAUCCGACAGCCAGCUGGCCCAGAAGCUGCGCGGGCAGCUGAACCGGGAAGCGCUCGAUGAUGUGAAGCGGCAGCUGCGCGACAUACCCACAGGUCUCGACUCGGUCAUGUCCAAGGCGAUUAGCUACGCGUGCGCCUUCCAUCACGCCGGCCUCACCACGGAGGAGCGCGACAUUGUUGAGGCCAGCUUCAAGGCGGGCGCCCUCAAGGUCAUCGUGGCCACCAGCACGCUCAGCUCGGGCGUCAAUCUGCCCGCUCGCCGCGUGCUCAUCCGCUCGCCCUUGUUUGGCGGCAAGCCGAUGAGCUCCUUGACGUACAGGCAAAUGAUUGGCCGUGCCGGACGCACGGGUAGGGAUACACUCGGCGAAUCCAUACUCAUUUGCAGCGAGAGCAAUGCGCGCAUCGGCCGGGAACUGGUCACCGCGCAGCUGAAGCCCAUUAGAUCCUGCCUGGAUCUCGAUGGCAGCACACAUCUAAAACGCGCGCUGCUCGAGGUGAUCUCGUCGGGUGUGGCCAGCACGCGGCAGGACAUCGAUAGCUUCUUCAAUUGCACGCUGCUCAGUGCGCAAAGUAGAGGCGAGCAGGAGGAGGAGCACGAUCCGGAGGCUGUUGACCAUUACAUAAGCGAUGCCCUGGACUUCCUCAUCGAGUACGAGUUUAUACGCCUGCAAACGGACGAGGAGGCGGAGACGGAGAACUAUAUGGCCACACGGCUGGGCGCCGCCUGCCUGGCCUCCUCCAUGCCGCCAACGGACGGGCUAAUACUCUUCGCCGAGCUACAAAAGUCGCGACGUUGCUUUGUGCUCGAGUCGGAGUUGCAUGCGGUUUAUCUGGUGACGCCGUAUUCCGUGUGUUAUCAGCUGCAGGAGGUCGACUGGCUGCUCUAUCUGGACAUGUGGGAGAAGCUAAGUCCCGCCAUGAAGAAAGUGGGCGAGCUGGUCGGCGUCAAGGAGGCGUUCCUGGUGCGCGCCAUGCGCGGCCAGGCCAAGCUGGACUACAAGCUGAUGCAGAUACACAAGCGCUUCUACACGGCGCUGGCACUGCAGGAGCUGGUCAACGAAACGCCCAUCAAUGUGGUCGCCCACAAGUUCAAGUGCCAGCGCGGCAUGCUCCAAGGUCUGCAGCAGAUGGCCUCCACCUUUGCGGGCAUUGUGACCGCCUUUUGCAACUCCUUGCAAUGGUCCACGCUCUCGCUUGUUGUGUCCCAGUUCAAGGAUCGCCUCUACUUUGGCAUUCAUCGCGACCUGAUCGAUCUGAUGCGUCUGCCCGAUCUUAGCCACAAGCGUGCGCGUGCCCUGCACGAUGCGGGCAUCACAAGCCUCGUCGAGUUGGCCGGCGCCAAUGUCCUGGCCGUCGAGAAGGUGCUCUACAAUUCCCUCAGCUUCGAUUUGUCCAAGCAGCACGAGCACGAAAAUGCUCUGGAGGCGGCACAGCGCAAUACGGCCCGAAACUUCUUCAUCACGGGCAAGGCAGGCAUGACCGUCGCCGAGGCAGCCAGGAUGCUCCUCCACGAAGCGCGUCAGUUUGUCCAAUAUGAGAUUGGGGUGGGCAACAUCCAAUGGUCGCAAGAGGAGGGCGCCACAGACCCAGUGAAGGGGGUUGAUAAUCUGCAUAUGUCCCUCGAGGAGGCGCAACCGCAAGGCAAGCUCGAGGAUCUGCACAUGUCCGUCGAGGAGGCGCAGCCGCAAGGCAAAGUCGAGGAUCUCCUCGAGGAGGCGCAGCUUCAAGGCUCCCAACGCAAGCGCAAGACACCCGACAGCGCGGAGCAGCCAUUGCCAUCCAAGUUGCGCAAGCUUGAUCAGAACAAAUCACAGCUAAAAACGACAAACAGUGGAUUAAUAAGAACAAACCCCAAGGAUCCCAUGCAAGUAGAAGAAAUAGUAAAAGAACCUAGUCCAACGGUGACUCCAAACGUCGGGAUGGUGCUCUACUCGAAGCAACAAUCAAACACUGUCCAGCCACAACCGGCAGAGAGUGGAAUACUAAGAAAUCCUAGAAAUCCAGUGAAAGUAAAAGAAAUAGUAAAAGAACCAAGUCCAAAGCUGACUCCAAAAGUCGCGAACUCCAAGCAAGAAUCAAGCCAAUAUCAGCCAAAGCCGGCGGAGAGUGGAGUUAUAAGGAGAAAUACCAAGGAUCCAGUGCAAGGAGAAGGAAAAGUAAAAGAACCUAGUUCUAAGCUGACUCGACAACCCCUUGCCGAGCGGAAUCAGCCGAGCUCAGGGAGCUCAUCCAAUUGCCAGCUCGCGGAGAAGCCUAGCACAAGCGCGGCUUGCCGCAAGGAGUUGCUCCGGAAGGAGAUCGAGGAGCGUCGUCUCGUGGCCGUGAUGAAAAUCAACAAGAGGCGCGCCGAAAUGGAGAACGUGCGCCAAGGAUUGCCCAGGAAUGCGCCGGCGGAUACGUCAGCUGGUCAAACGCCGCCCACAAAAAUGGGCGGCACAAAGGAGAACAUAACCAGGAGCUUUAAGACGCCCACAUUGAUCAGUUCAGCGACCACACCCACGCAGUUGCCUCGACGCAGUCCACGGAAUCAUGGAGGAUCAGCAGCUGCCGUGGAGCAGGAGCUGUUCGCCGGAGACGAUGACGGCGAUGACUCCUUCAUGCUCAACACGGGCCUGACGGCAGCGCUGACGGCCGCCGAAAGCAAAGCUCUGCCGGAUGCCGACGAGAUACCCAGCUCACAGCCCAAGGAAUCGCCAGAGCAGCUGCCUCGCGGAGCUCUAACGCCGCAUGCUUCCCGUCUGAUGCUGCGCUCACAGCGCAGGCAGAGUCCCAAGACGGCGACCCGGCCGGAAGUGAAGCUGGAACCGGCUCCCACAUCAACUGGCGCCUGCUCCAUGGAGUUUUCCGAUUUGUCGCUGGAGAACUCGCUGAUGAAGCAUCCGCUGCAGCUGAAUGCCUCGCAUAUACUCAGCUGCUCCAAAACGGAGGACGACAAUGCGUCCAGUUUCAGCAGCAUUGACAUCGUGGACAUCUGUGGCAAUAGGCAGCUCUUUCAGCUAGCCUCCAAAGAGCUGCACGCGGCCAAUCGUUGCGGCUUCAGUAUUGGCCUCCAGGCGCAGGCGGGCCGAAGAAAGCCACUGAUUGGCGCCAAUCUCCUAAUCAACCAGGUGGCGGCGGCCGCUCAACGUAAGGCUGCUGCGGGCCAAAAGCUGCUCUACCAGGUGGACGAUGGCGCCUAUCUGGCCGGGAUAGCCUUCUGCCUGAGCGACAACGUGGCUUUCUACAUGAACAUGCAGGCAGAGGAGGAGUUGGAGCAGCAGCCGGUCAGCACGGAGCAGAAAGUCGAGUUAUUGUGCAGCUUGUUGAGCCGCCCGGAGCUGACGCUGCUCAUCCACGACGGCAAGGAUCAGCUAAAGGCGCUGCGUCAAGCGCUGCCGCAGCUGAAGGGCAUGCAGGUUAAGCUGGAGGAUCCCAAGGUGGGCAACUGGCUUCUGCAGCCGGACAAGACGCUAAGCUUCCAAAACAUGUGCCAGCAAUUCGCGCCGGAGUGCACGGCUCUCUCCCAUUUGUGCGGCAGCGGGCGCGGCUACAGCAGCUACGGCUUGGAUGCCAGCAGCGCCAUUCUGGGCAAGGUGCGCGCCUCCAUCGAGGCGUGCCUCAGUGUGCACAUACUGAACGGGCAGCUGGAAAAUCUGGAAAGGAUUGGCACCGGGCAGCUCCUUAAGUUCUUCAGAGAACUGGAGAUGCCCAUCCAGAUGUCGCUGUGCAACAUGGAAUGCCUUGGGUUUCCGGCCCAGGAGCAGCGUUUGCAGCGUCUCCUUCAGCAGAUGCUGGCCACCAUGAAGAAGCUGGAGGUGAAGAUCUUUGAACUGCACGGCUCGCGCUUCAAUCUGGGCUCCACACAGGCUGUGGCAAAGGUGCUGGGACUACAUCGCAAGGCUAACGGACGCAUCAGCACAUCCCGCCAGAUACUCGAGAAGCUGGACUCGCCCAUAUCGCAGCUGAUCCUCGACCACCGAAAGCUGAGCAUGGUGCUAGCGAAGAACAUGCAGCCACUGCUCAAGUGCUGCCAGGCGAAUCGUGUGCACGGCCAGAGCAUCACCUAUACGGCCACCGGACGCAUUUCCAUGUCGGAGCCGAAUCUGCAAAAUGUCGCCAAGGACUUUCUGGUCGAUUUGGGGCAGGAGAAGAUUAACAUAUCCUGUCGCAGCGCAUUUGUGUCGUCGAACGAGAAGCAUUGCCUGCUUUCGGCAGACUUUUGUCAGCUGGAGAUGCGCAUCUUGGCGCAUCUGUCGCAGGACAAGGCGCUGCUCAAGGUGAUGAACUCUCCGCAAGAUCUGUUUACGGCCAUUGCGGCGCACUGGAACAAAAUAGCCGAGUCGGAUGUUUCCGAGCAGCUGCGCAACGGCACCAAACAGAUAUGCUAUGGGAUUGUCUAUGGCAUGGGCAUGCGCAGCUUGGCGGAAUCCCUCAAAUGCACGGAACAGGAGGCACAAAUGAUUUCCGAACAGUUCCAUUUGGCUUACGCAGGCAUCAAAGCUUACGCCUCGAAGGUGGUCAAGUUUGCACGCAACAAUGGUUACGUGGAGACCAUAACCGGGCGGAGACGCUAUCUGGAUCACAUCAACAGCGGCGAGCCGCAGCUCAAGAAUCAAGCCGAGCGCCAGGCCAUCAACUCGACCAUACAAGGCUCCGCCGCCGACAUAGCCAAGAGCGCCAUUCUGCGCAUGGAGAAGAACAUCGCGCGUUAUCGCGAGAAGCUGGGCUUAGCCGAAAAUGCCGUCAACCUGGUGUUGCAUCUGCAUGAUGAGCUCAUCUUCGAGGUGCCCGCGGACAAGGCGAAAAAGGUGGCCAAGGUCCUAAGUCUCACGAUGGAAAACUGCGUCAAACUAAAUGUGCCGCUGCGCGUGAAGCUGAAAAUAGGACGCAGCUGGGGCGAGCUCCAGGAGGUUAAAGUUUAGGCUUAAAUGUUGGCAUAUAGGGUAACAAAUUUCACAAAUGAUUUUUAUUAGAAUUAUUUCUUGUUUUAGCCUAAUUUAUUGGGCCUGCUUUUGCUCCCAUUCGGUCCACGAGCCGGCAUAGGCCUUAGCGCUGUAAUAAAUGUUGUUUUAAUAAA